AUUACCAAAAUCAUAAAAAAAGACAACCUAUAGCUCCCUUCACAGCCUAUUAAGACCAGCCGAGUCAGGACACCGAAAUGACACGAGUCCUCUUCAGCAUCACGACUUGCGGGAGGCAGGCGGCAUUUGUUUUGUCACGUGACCAGUCAUCUGUUGUCGUCAGCUAGUAGACUUUCCCCGUGAAAGUGUAAUCCCUGUGGCCAAGCCGGGGAAGUAAGCAUGAAGUAGUGGACGGUGGAGGGAGCUGAAUAAACAGAAAGCCGAUACUCUGCUGAUAGAGACCCCGCCGUCUGUCGCCGCCCCGCCACCUCACCGCCUCCACUCGGCCCCCUUCUGUUGCCCAGGCUGAAGAACUCAAGCCAGCCAGCAUUCCUGAGCUCUGCAACGCCUAAUUGACCAGUGAAUUGAGUUUGAACUGACGUAUGCAGGGAAAAGGCGGAGAGAUAGAAAGACAGAUUCUGCUGAGACUCAUCGUGUUGCCGCGUGGCCGCCCUGUUUAACGCCCCCUGUGCUACCCUCGCCGCCUAUUGUGCCCCGCUCCAAACUGAUCGCGAGUCACUUGAACAGACACCUAUUGUCUCCAGACAAGACGCCUAGCUCAAGUUGUGGUGGACAUAAAGUGUUCUCAGGAGCUUCCCCACCAUGAUUGUAGAGAGUCAAGACCUCCUGAAGCAAUGGCUCACCGGAUACCUGGCCCCGUUAUGUGAUGCUGAUCCAGAAGCCCUGGCCAAGUACUGCCUUGCCCUAGUGAGGAAGGAUCGCCCUGUGUCAGAAUUAAAGGCCAGCAUGGUGGAGCAACUUGAUGUGUUUUUGCAGUCAAAUACAAAGCCAUUCGUGGAUAAGUUCCUUCAAGUUACUACAAGCCGUUCUUACAUACCAAAGCGUUUGGCACCUUCCUCCUCAUCAUCAUCCUCAUCCUCUACUUCAUUUAACUUGGACUCCACAUCUGACACUGGCAUUCCACCUCUACCCCCCACUCCCAGUAAGCAAUCCUCUGGCCACUCACCAGACUCCACCACUCCUCCUAACAAUGUGCCCCAACCAGCAGUACCUUCAUCCACAUCCACCACACUUCCCACUCCUCCACUGCCACCACCAACUUCAACCACUGCCCCUCCACCUCCACCACCCCCUGAGGCUGUACCUCCACCACCACCUCCAGCUUCUGUCAUUAUUCGAAAAGAGGAAGUGACCUCAUCCCAGCGUCUCCGGAAGCCUGAUUCAAACUCAGCUUUAGAGAUAGCAAAGCAUAAAGAGCAAGACAGAAAGGAAAACUUGGAGCGAGACAGGGAUGACAGAAGGGGAAGGAGAAGGUCCCCAUCAAGGAUGAGAUCUCGUUCAAGGUCCCGUUCAGGUUCAAGAAGUAGGGAUCGCUCUAGAAGGUCACGGUCAAGGGGCCGUAAUGGGCGAAGCAAGUAUGAUGACAGGAGGAGAAGAUCACCUUUAUCUAAAAGGUAUAGGAGGUCACGCACUCGCUCACGUACAAGGAGUCCCAGGAGGUCCAGGAGUCCUCGUCGUUCCAGGUCUCGGGAGAGGAAGUCCAGGUCAAGGAAUAGGUCACGAUCUCCCAGCCCAAGAUCAAGACCUCUGGUGCGUGGGAGGUCACCAGCCAUCCUGCCUAGGUCUCCCAGCCCAUCCAGAAAUAAAUCACUUCCCAGAGAUGAACCAAGAGAGAGUCCUCCAAAGACUUCACCUGUGGCUGAUGUGAAGAUAGAGCCAAGGAGUGACUCGAGUGCCAUGAUCCAGAGUGUAGUGGCCAAGCAUGCGGAGUUUCCUCUUCCUCCAGCCGCCAAGAAGCAGAGGUGUCGGGACUAUGAUGAGAAAGGGUAUUGCAUGCGAGGAGACAUGUGCUCCUUUGACCACGGCUCUGACCCUGUUGUGCUGGAGGGCAUCAGUGGUAUGCUGGAUUACCCUCCUCCUCCAGUUCCUCCUGGACCCCCAGGUGCCCCAGGGUACACCCCAGCACCUGCCCCAACUCAGGGGGUCCCACGUCCCAGACCACCUCUUCCAAGACCCCCACACUUUGCUGAAUACACACCAAGGGACCCAAGCAUGUGGGGAAGUCAGCCUGAUCCUGUCCCUGGCACUUACUAUGGAAGUGGACCAGACCGAGGGCCGGGCAGCCUCACUCACAGGUUCUCCACACCUCCUCCUCCUCUGCCACCAAACACCCCCAGGGAGCUCAUCAGUGUACCAGUCAACAAUGGAAAUCACAUCAUGGGUGGUGGUGGAGUUGGACCAUCCCUCGCCAGGCGCUUAGGGCCGGUUGUGUCACCUGGAGGACAUGGCCUGUCAGUGGCAGCCAAGAGUGUACGGCAGGAUCUAGAGAGCUGCACCCUUGAGCUGCGAAAGAUUCCUCCUGGCCUUAACACAAUUGCCCACCUGAAUGAUCACUUUUCCAAGUUUGGCACAGUUGUGAACAUACAGGUCCACCAUGAGGGCAAUCCAGAGAAUGCCCUGGUGACCUUCAACAGCCACUCCGAGGCCAACGCAGCCUAUCGAAGUACAGAGGCUGUUCUGAAUAACCGUUUCAUCAAGCUCUUCUGGCACAAUCCACAGAAUAAAAGUGAUCGAACAGUCUCAUACAGCACCCAGCCAAUGCGUCCUGUGCAUGACAGGCUGGGCGUCCGUCACCCAAACAAGACACUAAACAAGACAGUAGUGGAGACCCCAGGUGAUGAUAAGAAUGAGAAGGUCAUGAUGUCACGUGGCAGCCUAGUCAAGACAGUUUACAAUACCCAGGCCCUUCAGUCUGCUGCUGCUGUAUCUGCCAUAAAUACCCCAAGUUAUCCAGCAGCAGCAGCAGCAGCAGCACCAGGAACAACAUCAGCAGUAACAACAGCAUCAGUGGGAGUGGCAGGCAGUACAGCAGGAGCAGGGGCCCCACCUUCCCCUGGGUGUGGGCCACACUCCCUGCCAGCUGCUGUCCCAGGAGCUGUCACUCCCACCUCACCGGUGGGGGGGUCUCCCUCUCUACCAGCUGUUGCUCCAGAAUUUUCACACACUGCCACCUCGUCCUCUGAUACUAAGAGACAGGAAAUAGAUGCCAUUAUGAAGCAGCGAGAACUUUUGGCUGCUGAGGUUGCUGCCAAGCACAAAGUUGAGAAACAGAAGGCUGAUGCAAUGAAGCUCAAAUCAGAAGUAGAACAAAGGAAGAAACAAUUGUUGGACAAACAAAUGCAGCAACUGAAGGUUCUUUUGAAAAAAGCAGAGACCAACAAGGCAACUAUGAAGGCUGAUGAGAAAAAACAACUUUUAGAAACCAUCAAGUCCCUUCAAGGUGCUAUUGACUCCACACGGUCUGAACUGUCCAAUGUGGAGACACCCAAGAGCAAGGCACAGCUGGAUAAGGAAAUCCUUGACACAGAGCUGGAACUCUAUGCUGUUCAGGCAGAGAGUGGAGAUGCCAGUAAGCUGAGGAUGCGGCUGACCCAGCUGCGGGCACAGCAGCAGGCAGCAGGCUACCCUCCUAGCCGUCCGUACAGGCACAGCCCUUACAGUGCAAGAGGUGGCCCCUAUGGAAGUGGUCGUGGCCGAGGGGCUGGCCGGGGUGGAGUGAGGGGCCGUGGUCGGACUGGGCGAGGCUAUAGCCACUCUUUUGCUUCUGUUGAUCGUCGCACAACUAAGAUCAAUGCUUCAGGAUUUGAGAGGGAAGACAAGGAUGAAGUUCUGGCUCAUUUUGCUACUCUUGGAAAAAUUACAAACUAUGUGUGGGAUGGACAGACACCAGCUAUCACCAUCCAGUACUCCACACGGCGGGAGGCAGAGAAAGCAAUGAACGAAGGACGCACACUGGGCGAUCGCCUCCUCACCCUCACCUGGGCCUUCGAUGCUGCACUUCCCCUCACCUCCCAGACCCCAGCCACUGCCCCAACACCCUCACCUUCACAGCAGCCACAAUUAUCACCACACUCAUAUGCCAGUGUGACGCCACAUUCCACCACCACACUGCUUUCAGCAGACGAGACACUGGAGGAGAUAACUGAAGAAAUUGUGGAAGAGGUGGAAACAGAAGAAGAUCAUGCAGUAUUGUUUGAAGAGGAAGAGGAAGAAGUGGAAGAGGAGGAAGAGGAAGUAAGGUCCUGGAGGAGGUAGAUAUGAAUAAGCAGGUGGUAAUUUGGACCAUAAGUCAAAGUGGUGAUUAUCAGAAGCAUACAUGAUUUGUAUGAAAAAGUUGCUUCAAGAUGCACUUUAGUCAUUUAACUUUAUAUGACAUGGAAGGUGUUGGUUCAUAUAUAAUAAGAAACUUUAGGAAUGUGUUAGCACUAAGAUAGUUUGUUCAUCACUACCUUGUAUUUCUACUGCCACUUGGACAACAGUCAACUCAUCAUCAUUAUAUUGAUUCCAUAAGCUGGUACUGACUGAAAAGUAAAUAUUCACAGGCUUAUUAAAAUUCUGAAUGUUUAGAUUUAUCACAUUGUAUGUUAAAGUUAUGAAUUUUUUAGAUGGUAUGUUAUGAUUUUUUUUUUAGAUGACUUGUGCUUGGUUGAAAAUAAUUGUAGCGCAUCAUGCACAGGAAUGGGUUUAGGGACUUCACAAGUUAAUUACCUCUUCAGAAGUUCAGAAUGAGAGGUUGACUAAUCUUUGAAAAGUUCAGAAUGAGAUGGUCAUCCCCAGUAAGCUUUAGAAUGAGAUGUUUCAGAUAUCAAUUUGUUCUUCCCUCUUUUUUAUUUAUUUAUUUAUUUUUUAUUUAUAUUUCUUUUCUUUCUCUCAUGCUUACUUUCACAUCACAUUUUUUUUCACCAUUGUUGGAGGAAGAAGUGCUUGCUUAUGGGCAUUAAUUUAAUUUGACAAUGAAUCUAUAGCAUUAUAACAAGACCAACAUAUUCAAGGAAAUUACAUAUUAGUUUGAUAUUUUGUUUUAGAGUUUUCAAAAGUUACAAAACAUAAUCUACUGUGGAUGUCUAAGUAAAAUGUGUGGUGUACUUGAGGAAAAGUGCUGGAAAGCUAUUGAAAGCUGUAAAGUAUGUGAAGAUAGUGUGUAAAAUGGCCAUGUCAAAUUAAUUAAAGUGUUUUCCAAGCAUGAAGCAAAAGUAAAAUGCAAUUAGUUCCAUCAGUUCAUGGUAUACAGUGCAUUGACAGGGAAAAUAUUAUCAAAUUUAACUAGAAAUUGAAUUAAGGGUGUCAGACACUUGUUGAAAGGAAUGUGUAAGUUUCAUCUUGAGUAACACCACUUGAUACUGGCUGUUAGUGAGAGCUUGGAAGGUGUUAACAGUACAGCUGAUAGAGUACUAUUUGCCUUAGGACUGCUCUUCAUUAUUUCCCCACUUUAUCUCUACUAAUUUAACAGAUUCUGGUGGAAAUUAUUGGAUUUUUCAAUAGGAUUUUCACAAUUGUAGUGAUAGUUUAACAGUAAUUCUGUAUCAUCAAUGGUGAAAUAUUCAUGAGAAUCAGACUAAUCAUUCCUAUAUCUUUUGAAAAAUUAUUCUGAAAAAACUGAGUGUUUCAGAAUAUGAGUCUUAAUAUUGUAUUGUUCAGACUAAAUCUUAUACCAUGAAUUUCACUUAAUUAAAAAAAAACUGAACAAAGAAUAAAUAUAACAUACCUUUUUUUUUUUUCUGCAACUUCAUUUCUUUAUACAUCAACAGAAAUGUCAGGGACUCAUAUUUUGUAUCAUAUUUUUGAAUGGUGAUUUAGAUGGUAGGGAUCCAGUGAGUUGCGAGAAUGGCAUAACUUUGCUAUGUAACAUACUGAAAUUAACUCUACUUAUUCUCUCUGAAGCCUUCCUUCUCAUCUUGUACUCUUGUCAAUCUGUUUUCAGCUCCUGUUAUCAAUUUCUCGUUUUUCCUCAGCUUCCAUUCUUAUCUCCUUUAAAUGUCUUGAUGGUCCGGCAAAUAUGCACAUAUCUCAUGCCUUUACUUAUUAGCACUUAUUGAGAUGUGUUACAUUGUAUAAGUAGUAUUUAAGUACAGUUCUCCUAAGUAGUGAUGUUGCAUUUUACAAAAAAAUUCAGAUAAAAAUCAUUAGCAGACAACUACUUCCACCAAUCACAUCAUCAGAUCUUUGUCUUUGCAGAGCUCUUGAUAAAAAUAUCAGCUGAUUUGGUAAUUCACAGGACUGCUGAAAUGGUAAUUCACAGAACUUCUUAACAUGACUAUUUGGAGCAACUGUACAUCAUAUCAAGCAUUGAAUCUAUUGGACAUCCUAAAUUUGUAAAUUUGUCACCUGUAUUUGUAAGAGAGAUGCACAUUGUCAAGUAUAAUGGAAAUUAAGAAUUUUAUUGUAUGUGAUCUGAUGACUUCAAGGAAUUAUGGCUUGACUAUAUAAUAUGUAAUGAUCUUGAACUACAGCUCUUUUUUUUUUUUUUUUUUUUUUAUACUUCAAUAUUUCCCUGACUGUUGUGUGCUUUGUUCAGUAUUUUUUUGGUUUGUACUUUGGGUAAAUCUUGGAUAUAUUUUGAAAAAAUGCCAGCAGUUCCUCAUUGCUUAGUACAUGUUAAUGAUUACUGUGUUAUCUAAUAGUUAUGCUUUCCAUUUUGGUUUUCACGCACAUUACAAUUGUGUGAGUGAAGGACAUGAAACAUUUUACUUUCAAGGCCAUAAAUUGUUCUUGGUUACAUGUACUCAAAACUUACUUCUCCUUUCUUUUUUCAGGGGCCAGUUAAAAAUAUUCCUUUGAUGUUCCAUAUUGUUACUCCCAUAAACAAACUGCCAUUUUUCAUUAGUCUUGGAUUUUUUUGCAUAGAUAAUUCCUUCAAUAUGUCAUGGACUUAGUGUCAUUGCCACUUUUUGUUAUGUCCAGGGUUUGGAUGAUAUCAAAUUUCCCUCAGCUCUUCUGCCUUUGACACAAACACUAGGAGAAGUCUGUAAGAAAAUUUUUUGUCUAUUACCUGAAAAGAAGAAAAAUUACUUUUAAGAGUUUGUUUAUGAAGGUGAUACUAUUUCCAUGCUAUGCUGCUGAUGUGUCAUGUAGUGGCAGAGCAGUCUAGGUGAGCCAAACCCCACAGAGGCCUUCGUAAUCAUUUUGGUUUGAUCAGUAUCAGGUCAGAUGUGUCAUCUUGACUGUGUCACCUUUACAGCUUUACUGUGAGCUCUUUAGAAAGAACUUAUGUUUGCAGUAUUUUGACAGUGAUGAAGUAUCAGAAGUAUCAGAAAACUCCUUUCUGUUUGUUUAGAUUAUUUUGAUAACACUUUUAGAGGCAUGGAGUUAAAUGAAGGGAUUUGUUUGUCAAUAGCAACAUAUUUCUCCAGAAUAAUUGACCUGUGCCACCAAAAAAAAAAAAUCCAAGACCUGAUUUGAUCUGGGAUUGUAAUUUUUAUGUUCAGCAUUGUACAUUAAUUUGUCUUGUCAGUCAUUUUACCUUUCAUCAUUGAGUCAGUUUUAGGGUCUGAGUAGUUGUGUACUGUUUCCUUGAUAAUGUAAGAGAUAAGUGAAGUGUUUAUUAGUACUUAAGAGAUAUUUUUUAGUCACCCCAUUAAGCUGGAGGUGCUGUAGGCUAUAUGGAUGAGCUACCUAUGUAAACUUAGUAGUUGUGGAUGUUAACAGAGUGGUUUUUGUGAUAUGGAAUGGAACUAUUUAGCUGCCACAGUGUUAUGAAACUGGUGAUAUUACAAUAAGGAUUUAUAACUUUUUUAAUAUAUCAGUAGCAUUGGAUGAUUGGAGGCUUGUAAAUUUGAGGUUAUCAUUAUGGCAAGCAAGUACAGCAAACUAUCAAUAUUGUGAGCUAAUUCUGGGGAAGGCUAGGUCACCAUAUUUGAUGGGUGUCAGAAUGAGGCCUUUUAGCAAAUCCAGGUUGUUAUACAAGGCAAAUAAUUUGGUAAUAUGCAUUAAAAUAAUGGCAAGUCAAAGUGGUAUGAGUGUGGAAGGACACCACACAUGCACACCCAGUAAAACAUCUCUGCCUGCACCUUUCUGCCAUAUUUAACAGACUUCUGCCUCUUAUAACAGCCUAGAGAUUGGUAAGACUUAAGGUGCUUGUUGUGUCUGUCAUUGCUGUACUGAGAGUGUCACGCGGAGGGUUUACUGUAGGCUUACACCAGCAGUUCCAUUCUGUACAAUGUGUUGAGGUAGGAAGACUAUACAGGACAUAGCAGUGGAAAGUUGUUGCUCAUGUUUACUUGUCAUUACUGUUGCGUACAAGUUAGGAGACCUUUCUUUUCGUCAAGUUUGUCAAGUGUAGAAAUGUAGUUAAGGUACAAUAAUUCUAAUGUAUUUCUUGAAGCAUAUAAUGAUUGUUUGACGGAAGUGUCCAUUCAGAUGUUAUACUGCUGUACACACUUGUAUAUAAAUGCUUGUUUGUAUGACUGACUUAAAAAAAAAAAAAAGAAAAA
Scylla paramamosain (green mud crab) is the source of this 8270-nucleotide messenger RNA. It is a transcript of the gene swm, whose product is annotated as RNA-binding protein 26-like. The transcript has 18 exons. Gene Ontology annotation, molecular function: metal ion binding; RNA binding. The record is from RefSeq and is a predicted model, not a curated record. Gene Ontology annotation, cellular component: nucleus. Gene Ontology annotation, biological process: mRNA processing. Lineage: Eukaryota; Metazoa; Arthropoda; Malacostraca; Decapoda; Portunidae. Bases 643 to 4095 code for a protein of 1150 amino acids.